Molecule: messenger RNA, 2889 nt
Organism: Labrus bergylta (ballan wrasse)
Lineage: Eukaryota; Metazoa; Chordata; Actinopteri; Labriformes; Labridae
Gene: atp6v0b
Product: ATPase H+ transporting V0 subunit b
Biological process (GO): proton transmembrane transport
Cellular component (GO): membrane; proton-transporting V-type ATPase, V0 domain
Molecular function (GO): proton-transporting ATPase activity, rotational mechanism
Source: RefSeq, a predicted model, not a curated record
AAGCCUGAUCAGCUGACAUCCUCCAGCUUCCCCCUCUUGGUGUUUCUUCAUCUCCUCCAUCGACCGACUGCGUUUCUUUUAACAGCAUUAUUUUCGUUAUCUUGGCAUCACUGGCGUCAAAUAUUAGAUUUGAGCCAAAGAAAUCUGUGUGAUCCAGCAGGUUAGGCCGACAGGUAGAUGCUUCUCGAGUGUAUGAUGAACGGACACGCUAUUCUGUACACGGGGGUCACUUUGGCCUUCUGGAGUACCAUACUAAUCGUCGGUAUCUGCUAUACUAUAUUUGACCUUGGAUUCCGCUUUGAUGUGGCAUGGUUCCUGACAGAGACUUCUCCCUUUAUGUGGGCCAGUCUGGGCAUUGGCUUGGCCAUCUCUCUGUCUGUGGUGGGAGCUGCCUGGGGGAUCUACAUCACUGGCUCGAGCAUCAUUGGUGGUGGUGUUAAGGCUCCACGAAUCAAAACCAAGAAUCUGGUCAGCAUCAUCUUCUGUGAAGCUGUUGCAAUUUAUGGAAUCAUCAUGGCUAUUGUAAUCAGCAACAUGGCUGAGAGAUUCACCGGAACGACCCCUGAGACCAUCGGAGCAAGGAACUACCAAGCUGGUUACUCCAUGUUUGGAGCUGGUCUGACUGUGGGCUUUUCCAACCUCUUCUGUGGCAUCUGCGUGGGCAUCGUGGGCAGCGGAGCAGCUCUGGCAGAUGCUCAGAACGCCAGCCUCUUCGUGAAGAUCCUCAUCGUGGAGAUCUUUGGCAGUGCAAUCGGCCUGUUUGGUGUCAUCGUAGCCAUUCUGCAGACGUCAAAAGUAAAGAUGGGCGACUAGAAGGUGCAUCCACACUCUGACAAGAUGAAAAGACACUGCUGGAAAAAAUAAGAUGGAUUAUUGUGUAAAUACAUCGUAAAUUAUUUAAAUGUCUCUAUUUGCCUGGGAUUGUUUUUAGCCAUUAUUCAUGCAAGAGUGGUUCCCUUACACCCUGCUGUCUCGUCUUGAGAGAUACAUUAAUGUUGAAUAAGAAAACUGGGAGGAAACAAUCACCAGAUGCCAGUGUUUUUCCAUGCGAUGUGUUUGCCUCAACAACAGAUCAGCUUGAUGUUUCAGAGCUGAAUUGCUUUCCAGUUUUAGGGAUACCGUCGCCUCAUUGAAGUUGGGGACAGUUUUUUUCUGACAUUUCAUGUUUCUGACCACUCUUGGAUAAAUGAUGAGUUAAAAACCUCACUAGACGAUUUGAAAAUAUUUGUUCGUGUGUGUGUAUGCUGGAUAUGUGAUCUUUUUGUUUUCUUUUUUUUUUUUCCUGUGAAGCAUGAGGGUGUUUAUUAUUAUAGCCUGGUCUGUCAUUUUAUCUGUUGUUUUUUGUUAAUGUGCUUCGCUAAUAAGCAAGUGGUCCUUAAGCCACACACUGUGGCCCAGACACAGUACUCAUCAGACCUCCUAAUGUAGAAUCAGACGAGAAGUGUGACAUUUAGAAUUAAAGUACUGAAGUGAAAUAGUUAUUGAGGUCCCUGGACAGUCGGCCGUGUUUUUUAUUUGGGAGGAAGUGAUGUCAGAUCAGAGCUGUACGUCUGAGCUGAACCUCUGAGCUGAAUACGUCAUCCUGUCAAUCAUUGACCUUCCUCACAAAAAUCUUAUGGAACUAAGACAUCAACAUUUACCCUCCUGUGCAGCCACUCCUCCUUAAUGUGUUUUCUUUUUCUAGUUUUAGACGUCUAUUCUGGUUGUGAUCAACUUUUCAAGUAUUAACUUGACAAGAAAAGUGCAUCAUUAAGUUGGAAGCAUCAAAAAAGUUGUUGAUACCCAAAAUCAUUAGUUUGAGAGGAUUUUAUGUCGAGAGAGCGAUCUUAGCAUGAAGCUUUCUAGUUAGGAAAGCUGAUGUGUUUUUAAUGUAGCUUACAUGAACAAAUAAAGUAUGGAGGAUUCAAUAUGAUAAGGCCAUAGGCUUUCAUUGGCUUAGAUUGGAUGUUUUCUCAGGUGGCUUCUAAACUCAACAUAGAGAUAUACAAACAGCUUUAUCUAAACAAUAUCAUCUUAUUUAAAUAUCAACAAUAAUCCCACUCUACACACUUCACAUCUCCUUAUUGGCUCAUUGAAAUGUAUUUUUUGAAUGUACAUCUUUACAUGUUAGCCGUGUUUCCACUUGAUUUUUUUCACAUUCCUAUAGAGAAGCUUAAUGUGUGUUAAAAGCUGAGUCAGUGUUUUUUUUGUUGUUGUUGUAAAGAGUACAUUUUAAAAUGACACAAUAGACUCCAAAAAAUCACGACAAAGCCAUCCUUACAUGUUUGACAUUGUAGUUCUCGUACUUUUUAGCACCUGGUAGCUAUAAAGAGUUCCAGCUGUUUACAUGUGAUGCUGAUUUGUAAAUCUGGCUUAAUUCAGUAUUUUUGCAGACUGUUUAAUAAGGACGCUGGGCACUGAUUCAAGAAGCUCGUAUUGAAACAUAUAAGUUGACACUUUUUGUUUACUGAAUCAUUCCACACGGUAGGAUGACAGACCAUGGCAGAUUGUGAAUUGUCUAAAGUCUUUCCUGUAUUUUUUUCUUCUGACCCUCUCGUGAAGUUGUGAAUGAGUGUAAACAUUGAAUCUAAACUUGGGGGAACUGGAUUGUCUUAAAUGGACCCAGACCUGGUCUCCCAAAGGUGUCUGAGUAGCGUCUUUGCCCUGAUGAUGUUUUUUUUUUGUGUUUUUAAUCAGAGACGCUUCUCCCAUGAUUCCUUUGGUCAACCAGGCUGUGAACAAUCCCUGGGCUUUCAGUGACUGUAGUUGGUACCGUGUGUGCAUUAUGUUGAUGUGAUGGUGAUAAGAAAGUAUCUCAUUGUUUUGACAUUGUGUAUAAUAAUGACAAAAACAGAUCCUCACUCCUGGCUUCAUAAAUGUCAUUGAGAAAAUAAAACUGUCCAAUCAAGA